AUGGCAAUCUUGACGAAUUUUUCGAGCACGAGAAUAUAUCAAGCAUACCCACCAGCGUUAUCCCAGAAUGGCGCCAUGAGAGCAACGAAGAAGGCCGAUCAUGUUGCAUGCCUAGAAGACCUUGUACCUUUUCAGGAGAGCACCAUUCAUCCCAGUGUACAAGCGACUAUUUUCGAUGGCUCUGUUAUAUUGAAUAUGCUGCGUCCUGGAGCUGCGAAGACAUUCUUGGACUAUGCACGGCAAGUAUUUUUGCCAUAUAUUGUUUCUCAGUUGGAGCACGUAGAAAGAAUUGACGUUAUUUGGGAUCAAUAA
Paramuricea clavata is the source of this 312-nucleotide messenger RNA. NCBI's taxonomy places the organism in Eukaryota, Metazoa, Cnidaria, Anthozoa, Malacalcyonacea, Plexauridae. The record is from the annotation of a GenBank genome assembly.